Molecule: messenger RNA, 1923 nt
Organism: Aphidius gifuensis
Lineage: Eukaryota; Metazoa; Arthropoda; Insecta; Hymenoptera; Braconidae
Product: protogenin A-like
Exons: 10
Coding region: 1-1827 (608 amino acids)
Molecular function (GO): protein binding
Source: RefSeq, a predicted model, not a curated record
AUGUGGCGUUCACGAAUCAAAGAAUCACAACUUAAAAUAAUACCAAGUGGAAGUGUUGUGUUGGCAGACAAGGAAAUUAUUCUCAGCUGUUUUUUUGAUGACGUACAUGAAAACAAUGUGACAUGGUUUUAUAAUGGUAAACAUAUUAAAAACAACUCGUGUGAUAAUUUAAUUUGUGAAAUAAAAACUAAUGGAUCAAUUGAAAUUUUAAAGUCAAAUGAUUAUCAACAAAUUGUAAUUGAUAAAAACGAAAACCAACAUGAAUAUUAUUGUUCACGAGCAAGUACAGUUGGUGUUUUACGUUCUCCAUCAGUAUUUUUAAAAAUUGCUGAUAUUUCAGAUAAAAUUCAAGUAUCACCAGGAGAAGUUUCAGUCUAUGAAAAUGGACUAGCUAAAUUUCAUUGUAAUAUUUUUAGUUAUCCAUCUGCAAAUAUAACAUGGUGGCACAAUGAUGAGCUUAUUGAAAUAAAUGAAUCAAGUACAAAAUAUAUCAUGGGACAAUCUGGAGAACUUUAUAUCAAUUCAAUACAACAAACAGACUCUGGUUUUUACAAAUGUAAAGCAAGAAAUAUUUUUAUAAAUCAAGAUGAUAAAGUUAGUAAUUCUGGACAAUUAAAAGUGCUAUCAUUGUCAAGUGGUGAAGAUAAAAAAUAUACAAACACUACAGCAUAUUAUACUGAAGUUAAAAGUAUUCAUGAAGUACCAAGUGGUGAAAGAUUAAAAAUCAUUUGUGGAGCAUCUGGAUAUUAUCCUCCAAAUAUAUCCUGGCUUGUUUUCAAUUCUUCAGGACAAUUUGAAUUGACCAACACUCCAAGUAUAAGUAUUUUGGAAUUUGAAAAUAUCAAUGUUUUUCAUACUGGUGAUUAUUAUUGCACUACAGAAGACCAAAUAAUAUUUCAUCAUAUUAAAAUAAAAGUUGGAUUACCACCAUUGUCAAUUAAUCAACAUACAAAUUUUAUUCUUAAAAACAAUAAUGAAUUGAAAUUUAAAUGUCAAGUUGAUGGUGAACCAAAACCAACAAUUACAUGGUUUAAAAAUUUAAAAGAAAUCCAACAAAAUGAUAGUCGAUUUACUGUAACUAAAGAUCCAUCAGUAUUUCGAAUAAAAGAUAUUGGAUCUGAGGAUACUGGUGAAUAUCAGUGUGUUGCAAAAAAUAUACAUGGUGAAUAUUGGAAUGCUGGUCAUUUUGAAUUUGAUAAUAUGCAUGGUAUAAAUUAUAUUCCUAAAUUAGCAACAUGCAGUGUAAUUUCAUCUAAUGCAAUCAAUGUGUCUUGGGUAGCAUCAGAGACCAUAGAAAAAAAUAAAUAUAAUAAUUACACUGUUGAAUACUGGAAAACAGAUGAUUUAAAUGAAAAAGUUCUAAUAGAGUCUACUCAAGAGACAUUUUUAAAUAUUAAGGGUUUAAAAAAAUAUACAAAUUAUUCAUUUCACGUACGUUUAUGGGGACCUCAUAGAUGCAGUCUCCCUUCAAAUACUGUCACUUGUAAAAUAUUAGAUAAUUAUGAUGUAAAUAUUAAAAAAGAAAAUACAACUGAAAGAAUUUUAAAAGCUCAUCAUGAUGAAUUAAUAGCAGAAGAAAAUCAUACAUCAGAUAACAUUACUUUGGGUAUUGUUAUUGGAAUUUUUAUAAGUGUUAUUUUUAUUGGAAUAACAAUUGGAUAUGUAUGCUAUUUAAAAAGACGUUCAUCAUCAACGUAUAAUGAAUUUUUAAAUAGUGGUAAUGAGACACCAUCUAAUAAUGAAACUGAAAUGGUUGAAAUUUUUCAAAAUUUACCUUCUGCUUUUCCACAUUCACUUGGAGUCAUACCUGAACAAUUAAUAAUGUAAUAUUUAUUGAAUUAUCAACUAAAAAAAAUAUGUAAUUAUUUAUUAUUAAUUUAAUAAAUAAAAUUUUAAAAUUUUUAUAUUUUUUUGUAAUUAAAA